Molecule: messenger RNA, 2355 nt
Organism: Doryrhamphus excisus (bluestripe pipefish)
Lineage: Eukaryota; Metazoa; Chordata; Actinopteri; Syngnathiformes; Syngnathidae
Product: arrestin domain-containing protein 3-like
Biological process (GO): protein transport
Cellular component (GO): cytoplasm; plasma membrane
Source: RefSeq, a predicted model, not a curated record
GCCUGUCAUCUGAUCAUGUGACUAAAAACAAUAAGCCCAUAUGUAGUUCAUGCAGGUCACAGUUUCUUUCUAAAUAUUAGCUUAACAUUGUAGGAUUCUUGUGGAACAUGACCAUCAGUCAUUUUUCAAUUGAAUACGAUGCCAUUAAUCAUCAGAACACCUUCACAAAUGGAGAUACCAUCAAAGGAAGAAUCAUUGUGGUGGCGUCAAAAGAAACUAAAAUCCAAUCACUGACUUUGAUUGCGAAAGGAAAAGGAGAAGCCCAUUCUUCUGAGGAAGACAGCACUUUCAGUGUUUAUGAGAAAUAUUACACCAUUAGACAGGAGAUCCUGGGACAAAAUGCAGACUUUCAUGAAGCCAGAGUGGGAUCAAUUGCUCAAGGAAGAAACGCAUUUCCUUUUUCAUUCAAGAUACCUGACAGAGAUAUGCCGUCAUCAAUCAAAUGCCGUUUAUGUAGAAUUGUUCAUAAGCUGAAGGCAGAGCUUAAGCAGUCUAAGAAGUUGCCGAAAAAAGCUGACACAUACUUCACAUUUGUCUCCAAACCAGCUGUGGCUAUACCUGGCCUUAUGACACCUCAACAUGGUUGCAAGCAAACGAGUGUUAACUUUGGCUCGGGAACAGUUUCCAUGGAUGUCCACACAGACAAAAUGGGAUACAAGCAAGGAGAGACUCUCCAUAUCCGAGUUGAAAUUCACAACCAGUCAACUCGUUUAGUGACACCAACAGUGAUGUUCUUUUUGAAGGAGACGUCCUUUGGAAAUGGUUACCAAAGUGUAGUUGAAAAAAAGCUCCUUCAAAUGGAGGCCCAGCCUGUGGCUUCUGGUAGCACGGAGUCUGUCAUCAAGAGGAUCCCCAUCCCCAGAAGACUACCACCCUCCAUGCUGAACUGCUGCAUGUUCACGUUGGAGUACAAGCUCAAGGUCUUUCUGGAUAUCAAAUACAAAGUAGAUGAGGGGGUGACAAUUCCAAUAGUUGUCCUACCUGGCAUUCGAGAACAACCAACUCCUGCAGCAUUUGGAGGUGAAGCAUCAGGGAACCCCAACCACCCAACCUGGAGCAGUACUCCUGAAUCUUUGGAGCCCCCACCAUCCUAUGAUGCAUUGUACCCAUCCAAAUAAUGGUUCUGCAAUGUAAGUGGACUGUAAAGAAAAAAACACCAGUGGAAACUUUUGACCAUGUUUCCCUAUGAUGCUUUGUCUUGUGUGUCAUUAUUCCUUUAGAUUAUAGCUCUUGGUUUAUUCUCCUGGGUUUAACAUAACUACUUGUAAUAUUAUAGCUGGAGCAUACCUAAGCUGAGCACUUUCAUUGCAGCUACUGCCAUCUUGUGGAGUUCAUCAAAACUGCAUAAGGACGUUGCCUAUAGCCACAACUGUUGUAUUGACCUGGUGCAAAAAAAACGACUGGUAUUUUAUUUUUGUAGACCACACCCAGUGACUUUAGGAGACUUGGUGGGGAGUUGACUUGAGCAUUUAUGGUAUGCUUAAUAAGUUGUAUGUUCGAUUGUACUUUACCAUACUUCUGCCCUAAUUUGGGUCAAUGCACUUUACAAAAACAAAUAAGAUAAUGAUCAUGUGCUCGUAGCACACAAACAGAUUGUUAGAACCCCACAUCAUGUUUGUUAUUGCAGUAGCCAACUAUAGGUUGCAAACUUCAGACUGCUGUCUUUCUUCUCAGACAUUUUAUAAAUAAAUCGACAGGGUGAGCCAAAACAGAAGCACAAAAAAACCUGGUAUACAGUAAUCCUUCCUUUAUCACAGUCAGUUAGUUACAAACCUGACUGGAACAAGUGAAUUUCUUAGAAGUAGGCUUCCUUUUUUUUAUAAUUGCAAUAUUUUUGUAGUUAUGGCAUAGAAAACCUGUUUAUGUUCUCCUAAAUAGUUUUUUAAAAACAUUAUUAGAGACUUGAAACACCCACAUAGUCAAUUUUACAUACAUAUUAGCCAAUAUAAUAUAUAAUAAUCAGAGAAAAUGAGCCAUAAUUAAUAGACCUUUACUUGUAUAGUGCAUUUCUACCUUCAAGGUACUCAAGCGCUUUUACACCGUUACCACGUGUACUGAGUGAUAAUGCAACAUCAGUAGCAACUGGGCUUCAGUAUCUUGAUACUUCGAUACUACUUCGAAGUAUUGAACCCACAACCUUGAAGAUACCACUAUACCACUUGAGCCAGGGCGUCUCUCAUAAUAAAACUUGUGCUUGUCUGUGUUGGAAUAAAUGUGUUUCAGUGCGAGUAGGGUAGCAGAAUCGAUGGCGGACAGGAAGUGAUGUUGGGAGUUCAGAGUUAUUAUUUUUACUGUGAUGUUAUUAUUAUUGUGCCUGUUGUGAGAUAAUUGAAACCUGCAAUAAAAGCCUGCUGU